Molecule: messenger RNA, 1545 nt
Organism: Culex pipiens pallens (northern house mosquito)
Lineage: Eukaryota; Metazoa; Arthropoda; Insecta; Diptera; Culicidae
Exons: 7
Coding region: 238-1272 (344 amino acids)
Source: RefSeq, a predicted model, not a curated record
UCUUCUGGGGCUCUUGGGCUUGGACUGCGGCAACGGUGGCAAAAGGCAACCCCAGGUUGGACCCAGUGAUCAUUAAGCCGUUUGGAUUGGUUUGAGGAACACCUCGGCGUUGAAGCUCGGAGUGACAGGUUGACGAAAAGCUGCACAUCCAAAUUGAAUUCAGCUGUCAAACUUCAGAGGAGAAGCUUCAGGAGAACUUCCGCCAGGGACCAGCCAGCGUUCCAUUCCGAAUCGACCAUGAAGCCGUUCAGUAGGAGAUCUUCCGCCGUGGCCGUGGUGGCGCUAGUGUUCUGCGUCGGGGCCGCACUGGCCGCGCCCGGAAGCACCCGGGUCAAGCGGGAGGAGGACGUUGCGGAGCUGGUGAACCCGGUCGCAUCCGAGGACAUCGCCUUCAGUAACGACCUUGACCGCGACAAGCGAAAAAUUCCCGACCCAAAGUACGAGGCGAAAAAUGCCAUCCUUGGAUUCGUGUUUGGAAAAAUCAACUCCCUGAUCGACGCCAAGACGCGCCUCGUCGACAAGCUGGACCAGGCCAACAUCGAGAAGAACCGCCAGCACCACAUCGAAUCGCCCAAGCCCAUCACCAGCUUCCAGUCGCUGGUGUCGUCGGUGAUCACGCCCAAGGUGCAGUUCAUCACGUCCAAGAUCGGCUCGCUGAGCGGCGGUCUGCUGGGUGGAUCGUCGGGCGGAAGUGGCGGAAACGGCGAUGACCACGGCAACGGAAGUCCGGCGGCGCCCGGCCUCGGCGGAGUUGUGUCCUCGCUGUUGAAGCUGUCCGGGCCGAUCCUGUCCGGAUCGUCCGGCGGCGGCAACGGCGGCGGCUCCAACUCGGUGUCGCUGGGCGAUAACGACGAUGAUGAUGAAAACGUGAACCACGCUAUUGCGCAUAGAAAUUUGUCUGUCUGGUUUCUGGCCAGCAAGCAAUCGAGCCAAGCCCUGAAGGACGCCAUCAACCCAACCAAGGCCCCGAUCCCCUCGACGACGGACGACACGCCGGACUUUAACCGCCAGAAGGUGUCCCUCCAGGUGCCGGACGAGCUGUUCGGCAGCUCGUUCACUCUCGUGACCAACAUCUCGACCCGCGUGGGCAACCUCAUCAUGAGUUCUGCCCGCCGUGCCGGAGAGUUUCUGUGGAUCUUCCAACCGCUGGUGGGGAACAAUCUGAAGAUUGAUCUGCCGACGACAACGACCACCACGCCGAGAACCACGACGAGGACGACGAGGGCUACGACUACGGCCAGCAGUGCGGUUGCGACGAACGAAAUCAAGUGAUGGGCUUUUGAGAGAGCUUUUCGAAACGAUACCACAAAUCCUAAUAGAUUCCUUAUGCUUAAACGAUGAUAUUUAUUCAGACAGGCUCACAAAUUCAGAUGGUGUACUGAAGGUGUAGGAGAUUGCACGCAAUUAUUUUGCUUUUUUAUAUAUUUUUAUUUAUUUGAUCUAAAUAGUUACAACAUGGAAGUUACCACCACUGCAAGUUAGGUUCAUAGUUAAAUAACGGUAUUUACAAUGGUAAAAGAGAAGACAAAAACUUGAGGACUCACA